Molecule: messenger RNA, 1974 nt
Organism: Nymphaea colorata (pocket water lily)
Lineage: Eukaryota; Viridiplantae; Streptophyta; Magnoliopsida; Nymphaeales; Nymphaeaceae
Product: elongation factor 1-gamma-like
Exons: 8
Coding region: 194-1462 (422 amino acids)
Biological process (GO): translational elongation
Molecular function (GO): translation elongation factor activity; glutathione transferase activity
Source: RefSeq, a predicted model, not a curated record
UGAGAAUAAUUUACCCGACUUGGAGGAAAACCCUAUGAGGCGGGCCGGCCACCGCCGCACCAUCUCCUUGAGACUCCUCGACAAACCUAGGGUUUUACUUUUAUAUUGGAGUUUCGAGGUGCUGCGUCGUUCGCCCAUCCUCGCCUCUUGAUCUGAAACCGGAGGAACUUCAGGCUUGGCACCGUCGUGAGCGAUGGCACUGGUUUUGCAUGCUGGGAGCACAAAUAAAAAUGCAUUCAAGGCACUUAUUGCAGCCGAGUAUGUAGGAGUGAAAGUAGAGUUGGCCAAAAACUUUGAUAUGGGCUCAAUUAAAACCCCUGAGUUUUUGAAAAUGAACCCCAUCGGAAAGGUUCCUGUAUUGGAAACACCAGAAGGACCUGUAUUUGAGAGCAAUGCAAUAGCACGCUAUGUUGUACGAUUAAAGGGUGAUGCUGGACUUUAUGGAUCGUCCUUGAUUGAUUAUGGUCAUGUUGAGCAAUGGAUUGAUUUUGCUUCUCUCGAGAUUGAUGCAAAUAUUAUGCUGUGGCUGAGGCCAAGGAUGGGUUUUGCUGUAUACCUUCCCCCGGCUGAGGAAUCUGCUAUUGCUGCUUUAAAGAGGGCCCUUGGUGCUCUGAAUACUUACCUUGCGUCCCAUACAUACUUGGUUGGCCAUUCAGUGACACUUGCUGACAUUGUUAUGACCUGCAAUUUGUAUCUGGGGUUCAUUCGGUUGAUGACCAAGAGUUUCACUUCUGAGUUCCCGCAUGUUGAGAGGUACUUCUGGACUCUAGUUCAUCAACCCAACUUCCAUAAGAUUUUGGGUGAGGUCAAGCAGACAGAGUCUGUUCCACCUAUCCAGUCUGUUAAAAAACCUGGUCAGCCUAAGGAAGCAGCAAAACCUAAAGCGAAGGAGGAGCCGAAGAAAGAGGUCAAGAAAGAGGCACCGAAGCCCAAGGUAGUCGAGGAUGCAGAUGAAGAGGAGGCUCCCAAACCAAAGCCUAAAAAUCCACUUGAUCUUUUGCCGCCAAGUAAGAUGAUUCUGGAUGAAUGGAAAAGAUUGUAUUCUAACACUAAGACCAACUUCCGCGAGGUUGCCAUAAAAGGAUUCUGGGACAUGUACGAUCCGGAGGGUUAUUCUUUGUGGUUCUGCGACUACAAAUACAACGAUGAGAACACUGUAUCCUUUGUCACAUUGAACAAAGUCACUGGCUUCCUUCAGAGGAUGGAUCUUGCCCGCAAGUAUGCAUUCGGGAAAAUGCUGAUUAUUGGAUCUGAGCCACCAUUCAAGGUGAAAGGAGUGUGGCUCUUCCGAGGUCAGGAGAUCCCGCCUUUUGUUCUGGAGGAAUGCUACGACAUGGAGCUCUAUGACUGGAGGAAGGUGGACAUCAAUGACGAGGCCCAGAAAGAGCGCGUGAAUGCGAUGAUUGAAGAUCAAGAGCCUUUCGAGGGUGAGGCGCUAUUGGAUGCCAAGUGUUUCAAGUGAGGCAUCGUUGGUUUAUGUUCUCCCAUCAGUUGAGUACCUUCUUUAGGUUUUGGCUCGUCCAAGUAAUUAUAGUUAUCAAGUUUUGCAUGUCGUGGACGCUCGAAAAGAUUUUUUUGAUUUAGCUGUGUGCAGCUUAUUCUUCAUUUUCUGCUUCUGCUGUUGCUUUGUGGAAGCAGCUUUUGGUCUCAUACACAGGACUCAUUAUAUUCCUGUAAGUGUAGCUUCGUGAGAAUUGUGUUCCUUGUUCUGCUGCGGGAUUUAGGUCAUAUGUGUGUCUGUGGGAGGGUGGUCGGUCGGUCGGUCCGGUUGGUAGGAACGCUUGGGAAUGAUGCGAGUCUGAUGCCGUUGGCCGCUUACUUGGUCUUCGUUUUCUGCUUUUGUGGUUCUGUGGGAGCAUUCGUUGGACAGCUUGGGGAUGAAGCGGGUUUGAUGCGGAGCCCCGCCUUGAUGCCAAAUUAUGAGACUUACUUGUUCGUGUAAGAAGCAUCUUCUGAGGAUAUUCUCUCUUUUUA